UAUGAAAUUCCAAUAAGAAAUGUAAUAAGAUCUAUUUAUAGUUUUUUUCACUCAUAAUAUUUCAAUGAUUCUGAGAUGUAAUCGAAGUCUAGCGAUGGUUUGACAUGAAUGAGAGGUAGUCAGUCUGACCAAACAAAACCUGUAGAGAGAAGAAAGGUGUCAUUUUACUUCUAUAAAAAUAUUGAAAAUUAAAAACAUCAUGAGUUAUUCAGAUGCAGUAUUACAUGGUAGUAAAUUGAGAGAUACAGCUCCAAAAGGAAAUACAGGCAUUUAUCCUCAAUUACCAGAUAAAGAAGACGACUAUCCAGCUCUGCCUUCUAAAACACUUGCUGAAGCUAAUACUAAUAAUAUUCCAACUGCAUCUAGUCCUACCACUGGGUCUCACAGAGAGGACAGCCAAAAGGGUAGCAGGAAGGAUAUUUUAAACCAGAAACAUAUAGUACCAGAUACUAGCCAUGCUAAACAGGGCAAAAAUCAACAACAAUGCAAGGUGGGUAAUGAACAAAGAGUUUCAGGUCUGCAAGACAUUGGUCAAGCACUGGUUAAGUCUAUUUCACAAGAUAGUGAUUCACAAGAAGAUGGUCAGAAGCAUGAAAUACCUGAAAGGAGUGAUUUUAACUAUGGACCAAGUGACACAACUGAUGAUAGAGACCAAGAUCCACAAAAUAUACAACCUAGUGGUGAACAACAAAGUUCUGUCUUUCGACAAGACACCAAUCCUUUGGCAGGUACUAAUAGACAGGUAGACAAUCGCACAAAUCUGUCUCAGGCAGGUGAGCAAUCUGAUGGUUCUAGAAGAUAUCCUAUACAGGGCCAAGGAAGCAAUAAGGGAAAAGGCCAAAGCGACAGAUUUCAAGAUUCUAGAAAAGAUUGCAUAGAGACAGAAGCAGCUAACGUUCAAGGAAAUUUGGAUACCAAGGACCAAAAUAGGGGUCCAGGCUUAAAAGAUCAAGAAAUGAAUCAGAAAACAUCUUUUCAACAGAGCAACCAGAAAAGAUAUAAUGACCAUUCGAAGGAGUAUAAAUAUUAUGAUACAAAAGAUAAUUCAUAUUCAUAUCAGUCUAAAACGCAAGAGGAAGAUUCCAUGUCAGGUGCCAGACCACGAGAUAACCAUCAAAGAAAGCAUGGCAGAGGGCCACAGCAGGAAUCAACAGAGUGGGUUGAAUAUGGCGAGGAGGCACAGGAAAUUGAUCCUGUACUCAAAGAGAGGUUCAAAGAUGACAACCAGUCUAAAUUUGAAUACUUCUGGAAGAAUGAAGAUAUCUACAGUCAAUGGCAUAGAACCAAAUUUACAGUUGAUGACAAAACCUACACAUCUACAGAGCAGUUCAUGAUGCAUAGGAAAGCAAUAUUGUUCGAAGACUACAAGACCGCCAGCAAGAUUAUGCAGACCCAAGAUCCCAGGAGACAGAAGAAGCUCGGUCGUCAGGUACAGAACUUCGAUGAGGAUUUAUGGAAAGCUAACUGUGAGGCAAUUGUGGAGGAAGGAAACACAGCAAAGUUUCAACAAAAUGUACACUUGCUAAACAUCUUGUUUUCAACCAAUCCUAAAAUCCUUGUUGAAGCUAGCCCUUUGGAUAGAAUCUGGGGGAUUGGUCUCUUCUCAGAUGAUCCAAAUGCAUGGAACAGAGCCACCUGGUGUGGAGAAAAUAAACUAGGAAAGGUACUGACCAGAGUCCGAAACAAACUGAUGUUACAAAUGAAUUUGAUUACGAAGGAAGAACGUGACAGGCAAAUCGCUGAAUUGGAGCGAUAAUUACUCAAAAAUUACUGCUGAUCCACACACUCUCUGUAAAAGAUAUUUGUAAUGGCAAUUAAUGCACUGUACUUUUUUUGGCCAGUGUCCUGUUUUUUAAUAUUGAGCUGGUAAUUAUAUGUGAAAAAGUUACAUUAACUAGUUCCUGCUCUUCAAUGCAAUAUUCUGGUUUUGACACGGAACAGUAUAGUAAAUCUGCUAUAUGGUAUCUUUUCUUUUCUAUGUUCAUAUAUGUUUUCUAGAGUUUCUAAAUAUGCAUGAUAUCUAGACAAGUGCAUUAAUAUCAAAGAUAUCAAAUAGAAACAGAGUGGAUAUCUGACAAAGAAAGCAUAUCUGUCAGAAGUGGAGUGGAUAUCUGACAAGGAAAGCAUAUCUGUCAGAAGUGGAGUGGAUAUCUGACAAAGAAAGCAUAUCUGUCAGAAGUGGAGUGGAUAUCUGACAAAGAAAGCAUAUCUGUCAGAAGUGGAGUGGAUAUCUGACAAAGAAAGCAUAUCUGUCAGAAGUGGAGUGGAUAUCUGACAAAGAAAGCAUAUCUGUCAGAAGUAGAGUGGAUAUCUAGCAUAAAGUUACAGAGGAGAUCUUAUCCAACCAAGGGAAAAAAUUAUUGAUUGUAAAACAGAGUGAAAUUUAAAUAAUUACUGGGUCCAUUUGUAGGCUCAUAUACCUGUAUGUAUAUUAUAUGUAUAAUAAUUUAGUAUGGAUCUUUUGUAUA
Molecule: messenger RNA, 2468 nt
Organism: Ylistrum balloti
Lineage: Eukaryota; Metazoa; Mollusca; Bivalvia; Pectinida; Pectinidae
Product: protein starmaker-like
Exons: 4
Coding region: 200-1756 (518 amino acids)
Source: RefSeq, a predicted model, not a curated record